AUUUACAUAUUCAGCUACAUAUGCAAACGUAGAUUCUUUAGAAAAUGACGCAGAAACUGCUUUAUUGACUGUCGUCUUCAGUUUAUUUUGUGACCUGUGCAGUAAGUCGUAUUGGAAUGUAAAACAACCAUGUGCUACUCAGGACAUCAUCAGCUUAAGCGUGUUAUUGACCUUAAGUUGGCUGUAUUACAAGUGCACUUGACCCUCUUGCAGUUACAGGAUGGCCUCCUUUGGCUGGAAACGUAAGGUGGGGGAAAGAGUUUCUAAGACGACAGUGCAGCAGUUUGAGAAGGACUCAGAGGAAGUGGAUGAUGAGGAUGUGGAGAAAGAGGGAGUUGAUUGGCUACACGUCAUCAAACGGAGACGAGAGGUGCUGCUGGAAGAUUGUGCUGCUAAGAGCAAGAGACUAAAGGAUGAGGGAAUGCUGCUCGCUGAGCAGGGCAGGAACUGGGAGGCAUUGAAGAGGUGGGAUGAGGCAAUUCAGCUCACACCAGACAAUGCUGUACUGUACGAGAUGAAGUCACAGGUGUUGAUCACCCUUCAAGAGGUGUUCCUGGCUGUGCAAUCUGCAGAGAUGGCCACCAGACUCCGUCCCCUCUGGUGGGAGGCGUGGCAAACUCUGGGCCGUGCCCAACUAAGUCUUGGCGAAGUGGAGCUAGCUGUACGGUCCUUCCAAGUGGCAUUGCACCUGCAUCCGUCCGAGCGCCCCCUCUGGGAGGAAGACCUAGGCUGGGCCUUACAGCUCCGGGAGCAACAGAAAGCUCUCAGUGAAAAAGCGAAACAGGAAGAUGAAGCCCGAAGACUCCUUGUGGAAGCUCCUGAGCUGAAGAGCGAUUAUGAUUUUGAAAGUGAUGAAGUGAUUGAGGCUUGCACAGCCAUGGCUGAUAGACAGAAAAAAUACGAGGACUUGAAGAAAACCGCAGUUGUUGUGGACGCACACGGUGUCGCCAAAGAGGUGGUUGUUGAAGAUGACAGCAAACCCACUUCAUCCUCACAGAGUGUUUUAGUCAAAGCACGAGGACUCUGAGUGAAAAAAGCUGGUUUUGUGUCUCCUCAUCUGUGUGUAUAGUUUAGAUUAUGUAUGUAUUGUUGAGUUGAUUGACUUCCUCAUAGUGUUUAACGAAGUUACUAUUCCCAGUGAAUUUGUAAAGUGAGAAUUGCUUCUGGAUCGUUUUCACUCAAACAAGAGCAUAAAUUCCUUCCUUUUA
Molecule: messenger RNA, 1208 nt
Organism: Labeo rohita (rohu)
Lineage: Eukaryota; Metazoa; Chordata; Actinopteri; Cypriniformes; Cyprinidae
Gene: ttc33
Product: tetratricopeptide repeat domain 33
Exons: 5
Coding region: 221-1027 (268 amino acids)
Molecular function (GO): protein binding
Source: RefSeq, a predicted model, not a curated record